Messenger RNA from Ixodes scapularis (black-legged tick), 612 nucleotides. RefSeq lists its product as uncharacterized. Gene Ontology annotation, molecular function: amine binding. Gene Ontology annotation, biological process: symbiont-mediated perturbation of host defenses. The transcript is spliced from 5 exons. The record is from RefSeq and is a predicted model, not a curated record. Lineage: Eukaryota; Metazoa; Arthropoda; Arachnida; Ixodida; Ixodidae. Bases 1 to 612 code for a protein of 203 amino acids.
AUGCUUGUAUUCCUUUGUGUAGUUGCAGUUUUGCUAGCAUGUUCCGAUGCUGCAAAAUUAUCAGAACAGCAGAGGAAAGAACGUCAAGUGAAGAGUUCCACUAACGCUUGGUUGCUGUUUACUGAUGAACAAACACACUACCUUCUGUAUCGUUCCAUAGAAAACGAUGCUGCGUAUGGAGGAUUCAGACAGUGUGUUACCAUGUUAUUGAGAGAAUGUUGGGACCCCAGUCUGGAGCUCUGGUACUACUUCUAUUAUCAAGGUAUAUAUACAAGUGAAGUGUCACCGGUGAAUCAUUUGUGGAUCACAAUGAAUUCACCUAGCGAACGCAGAGACUUGGUGGAAUUUAAGUAUCCUUAUUAUGCAACGCUCGUAUUUCUUCGGCUGCUUUUUACCGACUAUGAAACCUGCUUCGUCUUACAACAGGUCGAUAAUGGAGCUUUGCAGGUGUGGAUGAUUGAAUCGACGAAUACAACCAGGAUAAACGACACUUGCCAUUCUACAUACAACCAAACCUUGAAUAAGACUGGUAACCUUUCGGAAAUACCAAAAUAUUACAUCUACAAUGAAACAGUAUGCGGCAAAAAAAUAGAAAUGAUUCCUUAUUUUUGA